AUGAACCAGUUUGCCGUUUUGCUUAUUACGUUAGUUCAGGUGGCGCAGCUUACAAGUGGCACUCAAUACAACGAUUGCGGCUCAACCAUGGGCUCACUGAGUGAGGUAAGCGUGACUCCAUGCGACAGCAGUCCGUGCAUAUUGUACAAGGGCGAGAACACUCGUGUGACAGUGAAAUUCACAACAAGUAGACGCAUCACGACCGGGACAUUCUUAUUUUCGGGAAUUAUUGACGGGCAAGAGAUACCGUUCAACCUGACGAAUUCCUACAUUUGUCCUUAUAUGCGACCCAGAUGUCCUCUCCGAGCCAAUGGAACCGUGUACACUUUCACUUAUUCACUACCUGUCCAGGCGUCAUAUCCAUCAGUGAGUUUGAAGUUGGAAACAAUGCAAGCAUUUAUUUGCCACUGA
Messenger RNA from Dicrocoelium dendriticum, 411 nucleotides. The record is from the annotation of a GenBank genome assembly. NCBI's taxonomy places the organism in Eukaryota, Metazoa, Platyhelminthes, Trematoda, Plagiorchiida, Dicrocoeliidae.